This is a messenger RNA of Astrephomene gubernaculifera, 1607 nucleotides long. The record is from the annotation of a GenBank genome assembly. Lineage: Eukaryota; Viridiplantae; Chlorophyta; Chlorophyceae; Chlamydomonadales; Astrephomenaceae.
GGGGCGGCGCCGCAUCUGGGGCGAGGAGGCGGACGCGCGCGCCGCCGACAUGGGCCGCGAGCCGGCGUCGUUCCAGGACUUUUUCUACAUCUACGGCGGCGAGCAGCUGGCGGAGGAGGUGACGCACCUGGCCAACGAGUGCGCGCACCUGUGCAACAAGUCCAGGUCCAAACUGGAAGCCGACCAGCAGCAAGCCCUGGACGAGGUCCUCGCCCGGCUGGGGCCCUACUUCAACGACCCCGCCAUGCUGGGCCUGCCGCAACCCUCAACCGCCUCCACCUCCGAUACUGCGGAUGCUGCCGGCGUUUCAGCUUCCGGAGCGGUUUCGGAGCUGCCGUUGCCUGAUCUGGAUCUGGCUGAGGGCAGUCGCGAGGCGGCGGAGCGGUUGGGAGUUAUGUACGACCCCAUCGGCUACCUGUGCCAGGACAGCCAGUCGCGAUCUGAGGCCUUCCUGCUGCAGAUCCGGGAGGCUGCGGCUGCGGCUAAGGGGGACAGGAGCGGUGAGGCCUCUGCCUCACAUGCCGAGGGGGAGGCCCUGAAGCAGCCGCUGCUGGCGCCUGAGGAGGGGCAAUCUCUGGAGGGCGGCGAGGAUGCGCGGCUGUCGGCAGCGGCGGCGGCGCAGCAGCAGCCUCCUGCUCCCGCAGUUCCGGAGCUGCUUGCGGCCUUCCGUGGCCACUUCACCAAGCGCGUGGCGGAGGUGACGACGGCACAGCUGCAGCUGAUGCUGAACUUGGGGGCAAGUCUGGCGGCACCCGCGAGGACUGGCAGGCCGGCCGUGGACGGCAUCUCCUGGCCUGACAGCAGCGAGCAGCAGGCGGCGCUGCUGGCGGGGGAGGCGCGGCGCAUGGUGGCAGACCUGCAGACCGUCACCGACGCCUACCUCGCCACGGUCGCCGCACUGCGCACCCAGAAGCAGGAGGAGCAAGGCGGCGCCGUGGAGGGCGGUGUGGCGUCGUCUAUGUUCUUGGGCGUGGAUGAGGCGGCUUUGGAGGAGAUGGAGGCCUCCCUGCGGGUGUACGCCGAGUCGGCGAGUGCGUCGAUCAAGGCGGGGUACAAGGGGCUGUUGUACGCGGUGUUGCUGCGCAGCCUGGUGACCCGGGUUGCACAGCAGCAGCAGGAGGAGGAAGAGGGGGAGCAGGAGGAGAAGGUAGACGCGGAGGAUGUGGUCAUGGAGGUGCAGCGCGCUGCACAGUAGUGGUACUAGUGGAUGCAUUUUAGAUGCCGUGCUCUAGCAUCAGAGUUGCGGCUGUCGUGGAUUUGUGGGUGUAAUAUUCUUUGUACAGCACAGCACUGGGAAGGCAUGGUAUAAAGUGGGGGACUAGGUGAAGGAUGUACGCUAGCCUCGUCCUGUUGUAGUCGGGGGUUUAGAUCCCGACACUCCGACUCUUUGCAUGUUUAUCGUGUGCAGCGUUCUAUAAAUGCUUUUCGGAGCUUUCUUGUAACCUCAAAAGGCUCUAAUUGCUUAUGUCACGAAGGCCACAACGCACGAGAGAGGGAAUCUUGAUGCCUUGGCAGUAACAAGGCUGGGCAGUAACUCCGACUUGUUUGGCAGCGGCAACAGGGCAAGGCAACCACAGGCUUUGCGCCAUCAUCGCCGCGCGCAUGUC